This is a messenger RNA of Spodoptera littoralis (African cotton leafworm), 14194 nucleotides long. The record is from the annotation of a GenBank genome assembly. Lineage: Eukaryota; Metazoa; Arthropoda; Insecta; Lepidoptera; Noctuidae.
GGCUAAAAUGAUUGAGAACUCCCAGGCUUGGCUCGGAGCCUCCACGUCUGCAGCAAUCGCAGAUAGCUACCAAUAUCAACUCCAGUCGAUGUGGCAGAAGUGCUGGAACACGCAGACACUGGUCCACAACCUGCGGUUCCGCGAACGCGGCCCACUCAAGUCCUGGCGGCCAGAGACUAUGGCCGAAGCCAUCUUCUCCGUGCUGAAGGAAGGGCUCUCACUCUCGCAGGCGGCCCGCAAAUAUGAUAUCCCCUACCCCACCUUCGUGCUAUACGCCAACCGGGUCCACAACAUGCUGGGACCCAGCGCUGAUGGUGGUGCAGAUUUAAGACCAAAGGGAAGGGGACGACCACAAAGGAUCUUACUGGGCGUAUGGCCCGACGAGCACAUUCGAGGAGUAAUCCGCGCGGUAGUGUUCAGAGACACCCACGCGCCCUGCGCCCCGCAGGCCACGAACCUUAAAGAGAUCGAACUGCCGGGCUACCCCGCCAUCGCACCGGACGGUGUGGCCGUUCCAAAUGCUUACAUCGGAUGUGGCAACGGCCGCGAGGGCCGCAUGUCUCCCAACGCCGCCGCCGCCGCUGCCGUGGCUGCCGUGGCGCACGGGCUGCGCCGGCAGAUGUGCAACAUGGUGGCCGGCCAGCGCCCGCCCGAUCAUCCGCCACACAUGGGCCCGCCCAUGCAGUCGUCGCCGCAGCUCACGUCACCGCUCUCCACCGGGCUAGAGUCUCCCCUGUGCUCGCCCCCGCCACCUGGCCACGCGCUGGAGCCCGCCAAGCAUCCAGAUCCAUUCCGCCCCUUCGCCUCACCGACUGAGAGCCGCUACAGCGACCGCGAUACUGCUUCUGAUAUUACGCUGAUGGGUCCCCCAAAGAAUGGACAAGGUCAUGCCAGGAAGAGCUCUGGCCAAGGCUCGUCGCCCUCCGAGCUGGAUGCGGUAGACGGGCGCGCGGACAUCUGAAGCGAGGCCGCGGGCAUGGUGCCGGUGAUGCCGCCUAUGGGCCUGCCACCGCCGCCGAUCCCGAUGCCCGCGUACAAGUACUUCGUCCCGAACGGAAACAGCUCCACCUAUUAUUAAACCGUAACGACGCGGGGUUCCUACCACCGACAGAGCUCCCUCACCCGACCGGGUAGUGCCACUCUAUGCUCUAUGGACCCCACGCCCGAUACAUUGUCUCUCUUUCAAACUGUAAGCCGAUAUAACAGUCGACGUCAUUAAUUUUUAUCACCGCAGUACAGUCAGCAUCAUUAACAGCGAUAUGUUUCAAUUUAUUGCAUUUACACUAGAGCUUGAAAGCACGUGUUAUGGUGCUGACUGUGUAAAUGAGAUGAUUUAUUUGAAUUUAUGAAACUUUCUGAAACCUCGUGAAACCAGAUCGAAUAAGAUCAUUCCUUGCAACCCAAAGAAUUUGUGUGAAUCUGUAAUGUAUUUUUGUUGACAAGUGUUUUAUGUUUUAUGCGGGACAGUUAAAACUGCGGUGAAGUUGCAAACAAUAUUGGCGGUAUAAGGAGACACGACACUGCGCUGUCGCAUAGUACUCGCUACCGUCAGGCGGAUCGAAGCGACCAGCCGCGAGAUGCCAAAUGCUGCAAUCCUCGGAUGUGGGAUUGCAAGCAGAGAGUAAUAUAAUCGUGUGAAGUGUGUGUCGGUGUAGACAGACACAUUGAGGUUCGUUGCGCCCGUUGCACAUUCCAAGGACGAACUGGAGCUGUUUACCACUCGGAGUUUAGAGACGAUCACGUGACGGGCCCGAGACGGGUUAAGUUGUUUUAAUCAAUAUUUCAAAUCGGCAUUAAUUUAUGAUCAUAUUUAAUAAAUUAUUGUGGACUCGCUGUGCAAUACAAUGCUUUGUUAUUAGUUAACUUUUGUAACAUUAUGGAUUUAUUAUAAUUUUAUCAUUAUGUAUUGUGUUCCAUUGAUAUAUUUUAAGUUUUCUUUAAUAUUGUUUGAUGGGCACGGGUGCGUGGUCGGCCACUCAGUGCGCCGGCGCCGCCCGAUUUCCACACACUAUUAUAAUCUUAUCAUAAGUAGAACUUCGAGAUACGUGUAAGCUUAAACUAAUACAUUACAAUCUAGAUCCAUCUGUGAACGUAGGGAUUAUCAAAAUUAAAAAAAAAUAUAUUAUAUAUACGUAUGUAUACAUUAUAUAAUAUAUGUAUAUUUAUUCGGCCCGAUUCAAAAGACUGUUCGGUAUACCUAUUCAUUAUGAUUCAGCAAACAUAUUUAAGUAAUGAUGAAAUGAUGGAUUAUCGUUAGAUUUAAUUCUUUAAAGUGUAGCUGUCCUCUCGUUUCAUGUCAGGUCGAUGUCAAUUUCUCUAGUAACCGUCAUAGUGGAUAGUGUGUGUUGUCGCUUGCGGGGAUCCCGCUUCUCAGCUCAUUGUUCACUGUUCGUGCAGCGAUUCACAUACGUGUAGAAUUAGUGAUCGCCAAAUGUAAUUUAGAUGUACUCGUAUCGUUAGUCAGUAGUGAUUGUUCCAAAUGUUAGGCUAUGUUAGGUGUACGCGACGGUGCCCGCUUCUAACUGUUAACAGACAAACCCCUGGCCCAAGGCACACGAUCAGAAUCAUAUAAUAUUUUGAUUCUAACUGUACUUUUCUAGUGUGGCAACAUUUUAGAACCGAGCGUUCUUUUUCUAAAAUACUUAUGAAUCAAUUCAACUUUUGGAUUGUUGUGCAGGCGUUCAAAACGCCUAUAAACGUGGUUAUAUUUAAUGCUACGAUGUUUUAGUUAUUAUAUUAUUUUCUGUUAAAUGUUCAAGGCUCGUUAUUUAUAAUUUAAAUGUUUAUAAUACACGUAAGUGACGGAAUUAAAGUUUGAUGUUACCACGGCAAGGAGAUUGUACGCUGAAAAGACAGAACAAAUAAUUUAAAACAAAACACAAGAUGUACUCUUUGUACACAAACUUAAUUCACGUCAAUACUUGUGUUGCCGCUCUACAAAAGUACAAGAUGUCACAUUCUCUCAAUGACCCAGAUUUUUUAUUAUAUUUAAGUAAUAAUUUUGUUACACUAAGAGAUUGUAAAGCUUAUUAAUAAAAUAGUGUAAUUUAAUUAAGAACUACGGAUAAAUACAAGAUUAUUUUAUUUAAUGAAGCUUUCGGAAACAAGUUUAAGGCUCACAGCUAAAACUUUCUUACAAUGAUCUCAUGACUUGACUGACUUUAUGGUUUACUAGCAAAGAGCUAGUAUGACCUAGGGUUGCAACGAUCUUCACAUGUGAUGACAGAAUCACUUAUUAAAAUGUAAUACAGAUUUUCUCUUCCCAAUAUAUCGUUUGAUCCGAAACUUCGUGAGACUUCUAUAUAAGCGUUAACUCGGAGGAGCGAGGCCCGUCGUACUUAGAUUUAGGUGCACUAAAAUCGCCAAGUACCUACUGAAUGUUCAUCAUUCAUUUGUCUGCUAUACCACCUAUGCAUGAUUAGUAUUAUACAUUUCAAUUUGCUUAUAUUAGCUAUGUAACUACUCGUAGCGAGAUCCAGUGUUAUUCGACGCUCUAUCCCGCGGGGCGGAGGUGCGCACGCGCCCUCGCCUCGUGUGUGUCGCCGUCGCUAGGACUUUAAGGUGUGUAUGUACAAAUUUGUUUUAUCAACAACUACUUCCUGGACGCAUAAUUUCGUUUCAUAGUUUGGAUUAAAAAUUACUAGUGUUACCUUCUUGCCGCAGGGGUAUCCACGAUUUAGGUAUUGUUGGCGGAAAUUGUUGGCGUUCACGUAUUCAUUUGUCGCGUUGUGGGGAGAGGCUGGCGCGUAGGAGGCGCGCACAGCGAGUGCGCUGCGCGUGCGACUGCGCGCCGGCGAGGACUCGUCGCAAAACAUGGUGACCAUGUUUUAUAAUUAGUCUCCAAGUGGCCUUGAUACUUCAUUAUUAUUUUGGUAUUUGGAAUAUCCGGUUUGGUUAAAGUUUGGAACUAGAAUAUAAAAAAGACCAAAUUAUUAAAUUUGUGAAAAAAUUAUUACAUCUGCAAUUCAGAUUAAUGUUAAAACUAUUUGGCUGUCCUUUUGGAAAUAAAUUUAAUCUAGGUAAAAAAAAUUAAAAAUUAUAUACUGGGCCUAUAACGUUUCGGACGAAUUGCGUAGAUUUUGGUAAAUUUUACUACGCAUAUUUUCUAUUGUGUAAGGUUAGGCUAAUGUGUUCAAAAAAAUAAAUUAAAAUUUAAAUUUUUUGAAAAGUAGAAAGUGCCUUCCAAAUUUUUGACCACAGUAAGUGUUGGGGGGGAUGCGGCGAAGUGGGGUUGGGGGUGGCUGGCAGCAGCCGGGCAGGGCAGGGCUCAGCGAGACGCGGGUACGUGCCAGUACAGCGCCGCACUGCUGCUACCCGCCACCCGAACGUGCUUAAAUAUAAAAGUUAGAAUAAAAUAAAAAUUCAAAAUUAUUAUAUAAAAGAUAAAUACAUAUGACUAUUAUAUAGAAAAAAAUAUACAUAAAAUUAUAUAUUUGGGCGAUGUGGUAAUACCCUGACAGGCAAGCGAUAGCUAACUAUUCGGUGUCCAAAUUGAUUCUAUUUCUUUGUGAACGAUCACACGGUCGCUAAAAUCCAUUAAUUAAACAAUGCAGACAUGCAAGUGCCAUUUGUUUUAAACUGAAUCACUUAUGGUUCAUAUUUUUUUGUAUCAGAAUGUGGAUUUUGUAGUUAUAAUUAAUCAUUAAUUUAUUGUAUUGGAAAAAAUAUACAUUUCGGAUAACAUAAAUAAGUACCUAUGUGUUAUUUUCGUGAUAGAUAAGUAAAAACAACUUGUAGUAAUAUAAUAUACACCUACGGAGGCGGUUUUGGUUCGUUUGUAAUUUACAUGAAUAGAUGUUAAUUUUUUUUAUAUUAGUUAAUCUAAUCGUUACUGGCGACCAUUACAAUGUGUUAUACUGCAUGACAAAUCUUAACUUUUUUGUGAUAAAUAUAUAUAAUUUGAAGAACGAUAUUGUAUAUCUACUGAUAUGAUUGCUCUUUUGGAUUAUUAUAAUUGUGGAUAUUUAUUUGAUGUAGCGCAACUGCCGCUGUUGGGCUCAAAUUGACCUUUACUUUAGUAGCAUGUCCAUUGUAACCAAAAAUAUUUUACUUUUACAAUUCCAGUGUUUAAUGUGCGACUGUUUAGUUUUAAGUAUCAUUGUCGUUAGGUAUCUGCAUACUGGUACCUAUAUAUAUUGUCUACUUGCUUUUUACUACUUGUAGGUAUCAGGUAACGACCUAGGUACAUAUCACAGAUUAGGUUUUGUCACCCCAGUACUUUUGUAAGUAGUAUUAUUAGUUAGAUUUUUGUUAAUAGAUUUUCACUUAAACCUAUACUUCCUUCUUCAUCUUAUUUGUGUCUUCUUAAAUGAAAUCAGUUGGGUUGAUCCACUGCGUUGACCUGUCUUAUUAUUGGGAUGACAAAAUCAAAUGAAACAAGUAUUUUCAAAAAAAAAAAAAAAUGUAAUUUUAAUUUAAUACAAUAUUGUAAACAAACGUUAACUUGGUUAGUCAGCGAUAAUGCUAUUGUUAUUAGAUUUCACUAUAACACCGGUAGGUUCUGGCAAAGUUUUGUGUAUUAGAAAAAGAAGCUUAGGUACUCCAUAUACAAUGUACCCAGAAAUAGUAAAUUAGUAAUAGACAAAACAGUGUCAGGACCGCGGUGAGCACAGGUUACUUCUUUAAUUCAGUUAUUUAUUAUUAAGAUAAUUUCGAACUUAUGUUAUUCUGUGUUCCUGAAAUGGUGUAACUUUAUUUGUAUGUAGGUAAACACGUAUAAUUAUAAUAACUGUAAGUAAGUGUUUAGACUGUUGCCACGCUAUAUCUACACUAUCUCAGUAGAAUCAUCGUUUCGUAACCCAUCUCUUCGAAUAACGUUCGAAUCUUACGAUAUAUUUAUGUGGAGUCUCAAAGCAGAUAAUUCGCUACAAUCGCUAUAUUCUUAGUGGUGUUACGAUUACUUAUAAAGGCACAGAGUUAGUAAACGAUGAUUGUACUAGUGGCACACUAAUAUCGAUACAUUCAGUGUUUAUCUUAAGUACAAUUUAUGAAAAUUGAUGUAAUCUUUUAUUCAUGCUGGUAUUCGUAUAGAUGUUACCCAAGUGAACACAGGUCUAUAAUGGCCGGUAAAUAAAUACAUUGUAUGUAGUAUAUCUGUCUCCAUUAAAUUCAUUAAUUUAAGUUUGUUAUUGUCACAGUGUACCGUUGUCUGAAUAAAUAAUAUAACAUGAAAAUAGAGCAAGCGUGUUGUUUUAUUUCUGAGUAGUUAUUUUUUUAUUUUGUUUUGUUUUGCCCUGUCCCCUGGUAUGUAGGGAACUGUUUAUAGAUGGCGCUAAUGUUUAUUUACAUCUUUACAAUUCUUUUGGAGGUUACCAUUCAGCUCAAUAGAUGUCGCUAAAGUAGCGAUUGAUCCAGAUGCAGUGAUUGGAUAAUUAGCUGUCAUGAUACAUGAGCUCUAUCUGGUGGCCAAGAAGCCGAAGCCCUAAGACUGAAUUUUGUGCAUAUUUCUAGGUUUUUAGGAAUGUUAACAGAAGUUGUAGCAUUUAUUAAAAAAACAUUGAAUUUAAUUAAGUAGUUUAGUAUAUAUUAUACGUACUACUAAACUACCGUUUAGGCAUUCUCCAUUAGGUAUGGAGAAAUAUGGAGAAUAACGGGAAAUAUUAAUCUCCUUCUCCUAUGAAUAGGUAAUUCAGUACAUCACUUACUUCAGAGUCACCAAGUUAAGUAGGCUCAACCUCACAUACACGCAGGUGGUUUGAUUUACAUAAAACGUGCAGUCAUAGGAGCGCCCCCUCGCUCUAUUUAGUGGCAAUUCUGAAUGUGAAUAGAAGAACGGAUAGAAGCCUAGAUAGCCUUGACUAAUAUCUUAUAGGUUCUAUUUAAUCGAAAAUAGCAACACAGCAAAAUAUAAUUUAUCUGUGUCUACUUGGUACCUGUGUUUACUUGGGCGGUAGGUAGGUAACCCUAAAAAUAAACAUUGCAUAUCUUCGAGAUUAGUUUUAAUGUAGGUAUAGAUAUUAACUUAACAAUACUAAUAUCUGUAGCCUAACCAAGCCCGUUAUAUUACAAAGUUAAAGAAACUAAAAUUUGACAAGUUGGAGUAUACAUGUGGUACAUGGCACCCUGACGUCACAAAGUGGUGCAUAAAUUUGAUAGAUCUUGAUGCAUUUUUUUCAUUAUUGUACCAGGAUAUAGAGGUAUAAUGUAGCAAAACAUAAUUAUACAAAUAAUGUUACAAAUGACUUAAUACAUUGCAUGAUAGACCAUUAGACAAACAGUAAUAAAUAAGCCGAUGAUGUAGGUGGCUAGGCUACAUCAUGUUACAAUGUCCAACCAACCUAGUUAUUUUGUUGAAGGUCAAAAAUAAACGAAAAUUUUGCUCACAAGAUGUUGUCACAAUAUUUUUUUUAGCGGUGUGUUGUGAUUACUUUCAUAUACAUACUUACUACAUUCUCAAUUUCACAUGCAAGUUAGUAGUGCUGUGAUUAGCAAAUUUUUCAUUUUAUGACGAAUUUUGACGCAAACUGCAAUAAAGCAGUUUGUUAACAUUGAGAGUAGUAUACAUUUUGGUUUACACGAGAAAUUGUUUUACAUAAUUAUAUUAUGAAUGUCGGCGAGGUAGGACAGAACGUAAAUAUAAUAAAUAAGUAUAAAAUAAAUAAAGAGGGUACUUAGAUCUACGUAUCUUAACGCUAAUAAGUCGAUUAUAAUGUAGGUAUGAUAACUGUGUCAUAUGUAAGUAGGUAUGUAAGUAGUUUAGAUUAUUCAUAGUCCAUAGGUAUCUUACGAGACUAACAACCUUUAAUAGAAUUAUGUAAUAUGAGUAAAUGCUUAGAGUACUUCCUAAUUGGUAUAGUUGACGAAAAGUUUAUAGUACGUAGGUAUAUUAUAUCAAUGACGAUCAAAAUCUAUUUAAUAAAACCAUGCUCAGAAAUGUAUCAGAACCUCAACUGAGAACUUUUGAAUAACGCCAUCUACUGACAUAUUCAAGAAACCAAAGUUCCUCAGAUCCAAAACACCAAACCCAAAAGGCUCGAGCAAGAUGAUAAAAUAAAGUCAUUAAAUGCCACUAAGCCGACCUUAGGUCAAAAUUGCAAAAUUCUCAGUCCUAUCACUCUUUCUACGAUACUGUUUUAUAGUCACUAUCACUAAAUAUUAAAAUUAAUUCGCAAAUAGAAAAAAUCUUUGCUGUAAUGGUACUUUUAGCCUGCACAACCUACUAACACCUCCAGCGUUUGAGGCAUAUGCUCUGAAUUACCAUUUUGGUAAGUACCUAAUUCUAUAACAUACAUUAAGCUUUUCCAUUGUGCACUUUGAGGAACACAAUAAUAUAGGCAGUGUAUUGUCUAUACGGCUCAAAAACAUUUAUUACAACUACAAAUAGAAGCUAAACUUAGUACCAAUUAUGUACCUACAGAACGCAGUAAAAUCUAUCAUAAAAUGUAUUGUUUUGAUUGUUUUCUACCAAUCGCUGUCUAGCGGUAGUCGCAGUAGCCCAAAUGCUAAGCACUCAACAAUCCAAUCCGAAUGUUUGCCCGGUCUUACAUAAUGUCUGCCAGAAAGUAAGUUCGCUCCCAAAAAAAUGGCGCACGCACCACGACAAACCUCUCAACGUCUCAAAGAUUAAAGCGCCAUCUCCUACUUAUGACAUGAACUACUUUUAGCCGUAGUGAAACCAAUACCAUUUUAAUUUGUUUGAGUGUUCAACAGAGGUCUCUCUAAGCUAUAGUAAAGUAGUACCAUUGUAAUGUUGUAUGUGUCUGUGGCAGCCUUAGAUAAGGUGGCAAUAGCACAUGGAAUGGAACGUUGAUAGGAAACUGAACCGAGCGAAUAAAGCAUUGAAGAAAAAAUUCAAUUAUGACAUGCUCUCAAAUAUCCUCACUUUAAAGGCCGUUAGGACGCUAGAUCAAGACAAAGAUUACACUUACAGGCCAAAGAUGCAGUUGAAAGAAUUAACAUCGAGAGUUCGCAAAAAUAACAUUUUAGCAUUGGGUUCUUUAACUAUCCAAGCCAUGGGAGAACCCAUUCAAACUGCUUUGAAAAUUAACUAAAUUUGGCAGAAUUCCUACUCGUAUAUACGGAGACGUUAAGUUGCACAAUAAUUAUAGUAGUCACAAAUUCCAAAUAAAUUAUUACCUUACUAACUUCAUUAUGUAUUGUCUUUGAAUUAAAACCAGUCGAAGGCCUAUCUCAUUAAAUAGCAGGGCCGGUUCUAUCAGUCAAAGUCUGGUCAAGAUCAGUUACCAGUCAAAUACAAAAUGUAGGCUUGAAAAUAUGUAGAUACCUAAUGAAUAAAAAAUAUUUUUUUUUCUGAAUUACUAUUGUAUAAGUACUAUUUAAAAAUAUUGAUUUUAAGAUUUUAUGAGAUGUGAUUUUUAUGAAAACUGGUAUUCUUGAUACCCCUGUAGCAACUAAGUAUAUUUGGACGGAGAGUCAAAAACUCUGUCCUGUUUUUUUUAACUUCAUUUCACUAGUCGCUCAUUGUGCUUCUAUGAAAAUAUAUUGGCUUUGUGGCCAUUGGUAAACGUUUUACGAAGCUGUUAAGUCUAUAGUAUAAUAUCUAGACUAUCAACUACAGACUAACAAAAUAAUAACAAUAACCUUACCAAAACUUUACUACCUUUACGCCCCCUUUCAUUAUCUGGAUAUGUUCUAACCAUAAGUUAAAAUCAAGAACUAGUCAGAGAAUUAUAAAACGGUUAAUAAUAAUAAAAAAAAAACAAAAACAACAUAAAUCGUAAAACAAAACAGAAAAGAAACAAAAUAAAAACUUGAAAACAAUUGAAUUUAUUAUAAUUAUACAUAAAAGCAAAAGGAAUUGAAGAAAUAAAAGUGAAAUAAUAACAACCCGACAUUGCCGUCUAGUACCACCAUACAUGCAGUUGUGCUGUCAAUUUGUUCGAACGGGCGAUACGCACGCGCGGCGACGACGCGCAAUUACUUAUUGUAAGUAACUUCGGUGACCAUUUUAAGGAUUUGAAACAAAACAACAACAAUUUCAUAAAAAAGUAAGUACAUACUGAUUAACAGUAACGUUGCGAGUCGUCUCCCGCGCUCGUAAGUAUAUCGCUACAAUAAAAUAACCCAAGUAUGUGAUCAAAACUGCCCCAUUUAAUUUUCAGCUCCCCAUGUUUCACGCACGUUACGAAUACACGGCGCACACUCGCCCGUUUACUUGACAGAAUUCGUUGGUGAAUUGGAAAUUACAUAAUAAAAUUAAUAAGAUUCGAUAGAAAAUGCCGUAGUUACAUCGGGGCUAGAAAUAUGUAUCAACUAUGUUAUACUUGAGCAAAGUGUGGAAAAUGUAGGUACGAGGUCCAUGCGACCGGUGGACUCAUCCACGGACUGUCAAUGUUAUCGACUACACGGGCCAAACAUGGUACGCCAACUAAUUUAUUUCUAACCCCGGCUAUGGAAACAUUUUGGUUUUACAAAAUACUUAGUGUAAUAAUUACAUUUUAAAACUAAAAAGAACUACAAUAAGCCGUAACUAAUUAAAUUUCAUGUCCAUCAUUACUUCCGCGACAGUUCCGCGUCUGAUCUUAGAACUAAUAACAAAUAGAGACCGAAUGUAUUUCAAAAGGAGGUGAAGGGUAGAUAACAAAGACAUACAGCUGAGUGUGAUGGUCGGUAGUACAGGAGUAACUACAAUUUAAUACUUUAAAUAUUACACUAUAACUAUGCUUCAGUCUUCGUUUAAUUAUUUAAUAUUACAGCCAUUUAUGAAGAGUAGCGGCUACAUAAACGCGACCUUCAAUGACCACAUUAUUAUUUGUAUAUAAAUAUACCGGGUGGUCCAAGUAGUGACGUAAAUUUUAUUUUAGAUUCCUCACAGCUGGGUGUGUCCAAAAAUACCCCAUGUAUGUUCUGCAUUUUUUGUAGUUUUCGAAUUAUACUUGUUUUUGCGUUUUUGUUAAUGUGAAUACAUUAAGUGUGAGAGUUGUAUUAUUUUUCCAGAAAGAUCUAUUAGGCAUGCACGGCCGGUCGAAUGGUCUGUUCCUUCGCUACCCCAUCGAUUUUUUUUGUUUGGGGAUUCUACAAAGACCUGUACACGGGAGACAGCAACAACGAAACAGAAUUACAGAAGCAGAAAUACAAGAAUAUUAUUCGAGUAGCUUCAGUCAAUUGUGUAUUCAAGUUUGAGAGAGGGAGAAUUUUGAAAAUUUGUUGCAAACAGUAAGUUGUCCCAAUCUUAUCCAAAAACAGGUACUUUCACAUUCAUUGCAAACAUUACACAGUCAUGUUACCGGAAUUUCGAUAAAAAUAUAUUCCAAUUCUAAUUUUUACUUUAGUCGAUUUCAAAUGCCGAUGAUAACAAAAAGGCUUAUAAAGUACUAUUUUUUACGAUAUUAGUAGUUCAGGACCCUACAAAGUUCUUAAACUUAGCUUGAAGCUAUAAAAUCUGCUUUUUUAUAUUUUUAAAUCGGUGUUAAAUUUUUGAGUAAAUGCUGCUUCAAACUAAAGUUCUUACUUACAACCCGUAUUUGGGUAACUUAAACCAAUUUCAGGACGCUAAGUUAUUGUUAUAUUAACACAACAUUUAAGACAAUGAUGUCAGAAAUGGCACCAAAAUACGUCAAAAAGUUAUGAAUUUCUGAAACCUUAAUAAAAACACGUACAAGUAACUCAAAAAAUCGCGGAACAUACAUGGAGUAUUUUUGGAUACGCCCAGGUGUGAGCAAUCUAAAACAGUAUUGACAUCACUACUUGGAGCACUCUGUAUACAACAAAUAAAUACACGCGCCGCGGGUGUAUUAUAGCCACCCGCUGCAUUACGUUACGUUAAAAUUGCAAAGUCAAUUGCAUACGCACAUACUAACACCACCGAGAAUUAUGAUUAUUUAAAUUGUUUACAUCUUAAUUCGGUAUCAUUACAAGUCUGAAAUGUUUAUUAAUGUUUAUAAUAUUAGAGAUGUACAUUAUCUUAAGUGACUAUUAAACAAGUUAAGCGAUAAAACUGCUGGCCAUUAAAUUGAGAUAUUUGGGGACGACACAGUAUUCAUUAGAAAAAUUAAUUACACAAAAUAAAUAAUGAAUUAAUUAAAUAACAUCAUAUUAUCGGACAACACAAUAACAAAUAAUUGAAUUAAGUGAAAUAAUCAAGAAAUAAAAUUAACUAAAAAUUACGGACUACUCACUUGAAUAUACUGAGAAAAGCUCUACUAGUUUCGAUGCAGUAAUGUCAGUGCAAGUAGGCUGCGCGACAUAGCCGCGACGGCGCACGCUGCUCAUGAGGAAGGAGUCAAUCUGUGACUCGAGAUUAGCAAAGCUUUUCUAAGUAUAUUCACGUGAGAUGUGUCACGCUAGUUAUUAUAAAUAAAAUUAACAUGAUCUAUGGGAAACAGGUGCCCAAUGACAAAGAAAAAUAAAAUAAAUGUAUCCAUUUAACUAUUAUUGCAAAAAUCAAUAAAAUACAAUAUUCAUACAUAAUUUAAGUAUCUUAACUAAAAUUAAAUAGUUAAAAAGUCAAAUGAAUAAAAUAACAAUAAAAAAAAUAUUAUACUGUGCCGAGUUUUACACAUCACGGAGAAGCAUCUUAAAAAUAAAAAUAAAAAAAUAGACUUAACAUCUAAUUCCGAUUUUCAUCUCUUUGGAACACAGAGUAAAAAAUAAAGGAAUUUGGCAAUGCGACAUGGUUGUUUAGCCACCAUUUUUAUCUACUGAACAUUUUAACAACUAGAACUAUAGUAAUGGUAUUGAAUUGAUUAUUUAUCAUAUGAGUACAUCGUGGAUACUUGAGUUACGCAAGACUAUAGUAAGUAAAAUAAGUCCAUUUGCACGUUGCGCAAAAACAGUCCGGUGGGUACAACUGAUCCCCUUGCCACGUCGACGGUACACUUUCACACCCGCGUCUCCUCGUUCGACCUUCAUGCUGACUCUGCAGCGCCGAGUGACAGCAGCCGACUGAACCUCGCCUCUCUCGUCAUCGCUGUGUUGGUCGGCCGUCGCGCGUCGCAACGCAUCAUUCGACAGAGCGCUAUCAUCGGUUACACUACUAUUAUGAUAUGCACCACUGUGUACCGAUGACAUCUAAUACGGGGUCUUCAGUAUGAGAUUCUAGUGCUUACACUCCUAAAUUGCAGACUUUAUUUCUUUCGUUUGACAUCCAUAGACCUAUAAUGGCAAGUGACGUAAGUCGGUGUCAUGGAAUAUCAAAGAGCUAAAGUUUAUUAUCAAUCUCUGUCGAAUCAUGCUUUACAACACUAUCAGACGGUAAAGGACUUAUGACCCGAAAAAAUCGAUUUAAUCUUACAUAAUGUGAUGCUUUUGGCUGCUAUGGGUGAGCCGCGUCAUAAACUACUAGAUUAAAAUAUACCAUUCUCCAGGUCGAGUAAGUAUUUGUCCGUUACCGUCAUGGCCUGGUGGGGAUUUAUAUUAUGCUGCUGUUAUAGCGUCAGUUUGUGUUAAAUACUAAGGCCGUUGUCAUGCUGUAUAAAUUAUAACACUAUGCUACAUAUCACGUCCAAAUGGGCUCUAUGACUUAUACAGCAUCACAGGACCAUACGCAACAUUCACACAUAUCCUUUCAACAAAUCCAGAUGGGAUUAUAAAAAAGGGACAAACUAUAGGACGCAAGCAGCCACGUUAAGGACCGACACAGACACUAAGAUGCACUUUAACAGUGCCAAGGCGCGUAGAGGUUUGCGUAGCGACGCAAGAGGCGUCGGUUCAGUCGUUGCUAUUCGUCGCACUUACGGCAAGCCCCAGGGACAUCGAAGUCAAGAACGAGUAGCUUGGUUUCCUCUGUGCCAUUGCGCGAACCGACGGCACAGAUGAGUUUAGUAGCGGAAGCACGAAUACGCCAAACAACACCACCGGAACCACCAGAGCCUAAUACCACCAGAUUUCGGAUGAACUCUCCCGUGUGGACAUCCCAUAACUUGACAGUGCCGUCAUCCGAAGAGGUGAUAACGAACCGGUUGCUCGACUGAAGGCAGGUGACGGCUGACUGGUGCUUGUUGGGACCUGUAAAGCAAAAAUGUUGAUAUUUAAUACUUACUAUUAAUAAAAUAUUCUAAUUAUUAUUUAAGAUUCAUCACUUACCGGACAAGGUGUGGAGACAGUGUCCCGUGGUUAUAUCCCAGACCUUGACAGUAGAGUCGGCAUUACCAGACACCAGGAUAUUGGAAUGCAGUUCCAUACCCGACGUGAGAGACUGGUGGCCAGUCAGGGUAUGCUUGAGUUGUCCAGUUUCUACAUCCCACACCCGGAUAGAAGUAUCCAAAGAGCCGCUGACCACAUGAACGCCAUCAAA